AUGUUUAAGUUCUAUUUCAAUAAAUUGUUAUCCAGUCUAAAACUAGUAUACUUUUUGGCUUUAGCAAUGACAUGUGUAAUGAAUUUAAAAAAUGCAUCUGCCACUGUUUGUUCGUUAUCGGAAUGUAAAAAUCCAGUAAAAACAGAGGUAUUAGCUAUGUUCUCCCGAUCUAUUGCCAUCGCAUGCCUCUUAUGCAGAAUCACGAUUAUGUACAAAAGUAAGAGCGAUUUUCCAAACUACGUGAAAAAAGUCGAAGACUAUGAAUUAUACUUUCCGGUAAAUAUCUCCCAAAAAAGACAUAUUCGAUUCAUUGCUAUAGCUAUAAUAUCUUCGUACAUCGUCAUCAUAUUGCCUAUAAACGUAUUGAGAAUUUACUUAAUUUACACUAACUUUGGUAAGAUAAACACGAUGUUUUUUUAUACAAUGAUGUACGUACACAAUUGGAGCAUUUGCUCCACAGAAAUACAUUUUGUCGUACGUUGUGUCGGUCUGUACCAAAAAUUCCAAUCGAUCAACGAAGAAAUGGCUACGUUGAGGUUAAAAACCAUAGCCGGAAACAAAUUCCCGGUCGUGUUACGAAAAAGCAAAAGACAUGGUCACGAUAACACAUUAUUUAUCGGUUUGGAAACCCUCGGCGGCGGUUCUCCACUUUCGAUGUCCUCCAAUGGACAUCAACCAGCCGAUCACAUUGAACUACUGAGGAUGAAGCAUCAGUUUGUCCGAGGCACCGUCGUAGAACUCAACGACUUGUACGGUAUACAGUUAGGUCUGUCGAUAGGUCUGUUGUUUAUAAUGACAUUAUUCGACAUUUACGGCGAAGUGUCCGUCGAGUCAAACGUAACCAAAACGCACGUUCUAUUCUACGGAUGGCUGUUACAAUACUCGUUCAGAUUUUGUGUGAUCGUAGUGACGUCGCACGUUACCACUACACAGGCACACCGUCCAAAAAUGAUAAUAACUGAUAUAAAUAACCGUUACGCAGAUAACAGUACAAAAAAAGAGUUAGAACUCUUCUUGUGUCAAUUGUCUAGUCGUCCAGUAGAAUUCACUAUUUGUGAUUUGUUCACACUGAACAUUCGCCUCAUCACUUCUGCUUUUGUUGCUGGUACAACUUAUCUAAUUUUACUAUUACAAUUCCACUGA
This is a messenger RNA of Macrosiphum euphorbiae (potato aphid), 1143 nucleotides long. The record is from the annotation of a GenBank genome assembly. NCBI's taxonomy places the organism in Eukaryota, Metazoa, Arthropoda, Insecta, Hemiptera, Aphididae.